UUGCGCCCCUACAGCUGGUCCGGAGCAAGUAUGGAUGAGAACGACGUGUCUGACUCCAGGGUUCGCUACACGGACCAUCAGCUUCAGAAGCUCGAGGAGAUCUUCAGCGAGCACGCCUUCAUCAACGGCGACCAGGCGGCGCUGCUGUCUCGUGAGCUGGGGAUUUCCCUGAAGCAGACCAGGACCUGGUUCCAGAACAGGCGAGCCAAACUUCGUCGCCGUGCCAUCAAGGCCGAGGGCAAGAACUACGUUCCCAAGCUGUCACCGGGGCCCAUCAGGAUCUGCAGAACUCCGCCAUCGCCAAGCUCAGGGACUGGAAAGGUGGUGUCUGCAGCAGGACCGAGGGACGGCGUUUUGAAGCCGUCGAACGGCAGGUCCGACAGCCAGAUGCUCAACGUCCCGUCGUUCAGCAGCCGCUCGCUGUCCGACUCUCCGGUACUCAGCAGCGCGGACGAAGAUGACGUUUUCCUUUGCGUUUCGAGGUGA
This is a messenger RNA of Ixodes scapularis (black-legged tick), 486 nucleotides long. RefSeq names its product homeobox protein CDX-2-like. Gene Ontology annotation, cellular component: nucleus. The transcript has 3 exons. Gene Ontology annotation, biological process: anterior/posterior axis specification; embryo development; regulation of transcription by RNA polymerase II. The record is from RefSeq and is a predicted model, not a curated record. NCBI's taxonomy places the organism in Eukaryota, Metazoa, Arthropoda, Arachnida, Ixodida, Ixodidae. Bases 31 to 486 code for a protein of 151 amino acids. Gene Ontology annotation, molecular function: DNA-binding transcription factor activity; RNA polymerase II transcription regulatory region sequence-specific DNA binding.